Molecule: messenger RNA, 1026 nt
Organism: Diaporthe amygdali
Lineage: Eukaryota; Fungi; Ascomycota; Sordariomycetes; Diaporthales; Diaporthaceae
Exons: 6
Coding region: 1-1026 (341 amino acids)
Source: RefSeq, a predicted model, not a curated record
AUGAAGUGGUUUUCUUUCGCCCUUGCCAUCUGCGCGUCUUCGCCGUCGCAGGCGGCCCUUCGGUUUGGAUGCGGCACUGUGAGCAUUCAACGACUAGAUCCUCUCGUGCAACCAGGCAAGACCCCUUCGGCCCAUCUGCACCAGAUCGUGGGAGGUAAUGCAUUCAACGCCACCAUGUCAGGCGACAUUGGCAACCAAGGCACCUGUACAACUUGCACUUUCUCCGAGGACUUUUCGAAUUACUGGACCGCCGUCAUGUUUUUCAAGCACCCGACCAACGGGUCUUACAAACGGGUGCCGAUCAUGGAGAAUGAUGCUCUUCCUGCUGGUAUCAACGGAGGAAUGACUGUAUACUACACACAACAGGACUUCUACUCAAACGGUAACCAAAAGAUCACGGCGUUCAAGCCAGGCUUCCGAAUGACCGUGGGUGACCCAACGACCACCGGGUCAGGGGCCGGGAACUCACAGAAGGGUCUCAAAUUUGUCUGCCUCCAAAACAAAUCAACAAGAUUCCCUGAACUCGACAACUUCCCGACGUCGCCGUGCCCCGGUGGUAUUAUGACCGUACACCAUUUCCCAUCAUGCUGGGAUGGAAAGAACCUAGAUACCCCGAAUCACCAGGACCAUAUGUAUGAUACGCAAACCGGUGCCUUCCAACCGGCCGGAGCUUGUCCGGCGUCACACCCCGUGCGUAUGCCCCAAGUGGCUUACGAGACCCUUUGGGACACGGCGAAGUUCGCUUCAAUGUGGCCUAGUGGGACCCCCAACCCAUUUGUGAUGAGCUACAUGGGCAAGGACGGUGGCUUGAACGGCUACGGUACCCAUGCCGACUAUGUAUUUGGAUGGAAAGGUGAUGCGCUCCAGCGUGCUAUGGACUCGAAUUGCAUGUUCCAGGGGUGUGAGAACGGCAACCCUCUCAAGUCGCAGAGCGUGGCACAGAUGAAUGCCUGCAGCGCUAAAAAGCAAGUCAACGAGGACAUUGAUGGAUGGCUUACCGACCUCCCAGGCAUGUCUGGCAUGUGA